AUGGCCGGCUACUUCAUUGAGCCACUCGGACAUCGUGCCGUCGGCUGGGUGCCUGGCAACCUCGGGUUUCAUCUCGUGCACGGUGGGGACGACCAAUGGACUCGCGAGGAACGGCAAAUGAGUGAUGGAAUGCUGAUGUGGCGGCUGGGAUUGCAGAUGCAGAUUCUUGGCCCCAGUCUUGGUGUGGUCCUUCUCGCGCUGGUUGCAGGCAACCAUGUAGCUGCCUCGAGCCAGCGUUCGGACGCCGAGCACAAGUUCAUCAAGCGUUCGCCCAAGACGGUUGUGCACCAUCACUACCACCAUUCCCCCGCCCCCGCUCCUGCACCCGCACCUGCUCCCGCUUCGUCGGGUGGGGGAAUGUUCGGUGGAGGUGCGGUGAAGAACAUUGCGGCCGGGACGGUGUUAGCUGGAACCGGAGCGUUUGCAGGCACCAUCGGCGCUACUGAAGCUAAGCGUCUCCUCGGCAGCGAUGACCAUGACCGCGACAACGAUGAUCGUAAACAUCAGCCAAGGGAGAAGGACGACCAGCAAAACACUCAACCUCAGCCCCAGCCUCAGGCUCAGGCUCAGGCUCAACAGCCUCAGGGUCAGCAGGUACAGCCUCAGGCACAGACCCAGCACGUAUCCGCUGACGUCGCUGCGGGUCAGACCAACAGACAAGCUUAUCCCGUCGCGAUUCUGAUGUCCGAUGGCUCGUACGAGCCUCUGCCGUCCCGGCUCGCCGCCCAGAGCGCCAAUAUUGGAGACGCUCGUGGUGCCAAUGGCCAGGCUCGCAGCCCUCUCUAUGAUGUAGACACCUUGCCUCCCCAGCCCAGGUACCAGGCUGCUGACGCCCAGCCGCAGUAUCCCAACUACGCUGCCCCUGGCGUCGGUGCUGGCGUCGGUGCUGGCGCGGGUGCUGGUGCUGGUGCCGGUACUGGUGCCGGAGCUGGCGCUGGAUGGGGAGCGGGUGCUGGCGCUGGCGCUGGCGCUGGCACGGGUGGCUUCGUCUUCCCUCCCUCCAACUAG
This is a messenger RNA of Moesziomyces antarcticus, 1008 nucleotides long. RefSeq lists its product as uncharacterized. The record is from RefSeq and is a predicted model, not a curated record. The coding region runs from base 1 to 1008 and encodes 335 amino acids. Lineage: Eukaryota; Fungi; Basidiomycota; Ustilaginomycetes; Ustilaginales; Ustilaginaceae. The transcript is spliced from 2 exons.